Molecule: messenger RNA, 2326 nt
Organism: Scylla paramamosain (green mud crab)
Lineage: Eukaryota; Metazoa; Arthropoda; Malacostraca; Decapoda; Portunidae
Product: myb-like protein I
Exons: 2
Coding region: 399-1808 (469 amino acids)
Source: RefSeq, a predicted model, not a curated record
AAUAGUAAUAGGAAUAGGAAGAUGAAGAGAAAUAACAAGAAAAACAAUAAUAAUCCGUAAUAGUAACAAAAGUAAUGAGAGGAAGAGAAAGAAGUCGAAUAGAAAAAAAAAGGAAAAAAAAGUGCUUAAGAUGAGGUAUAGAAGCAAUAUUACAAGUAGGAAGAAGAAGAGAAAUAACAAGAAAAAAAUAAAUAAUAAAUAAGAGCCAAUGACAGUAAUAGUAGCAGUAAGAAAAAGGAAAAAAAAAAAAAGAAGAAAAAAGAGGAGAAAAAAUACUUAAGAUAACCCACAGCUUUCCUUUUAAUCUCCCUAACACAGCCUAAACUCUCUCUCUCGUGCGAUAAAUCACAAACAGUUCCACCCAUUCCAUUCGCCCAUACACCUGCUAAUCCACCAAGAUGAACUCCGCACCUUUGCCUACCUGUUUCUCCCUUACCUGUUUGUCCAGCACGCCUUCCCGCCCGCCGCAAAGGUGUGAUGGUGUGAUGGAGCGCGAGUCAGGGCCGGAGCUCACCAUCUACUCUGCCCGCUACGCCUCGCCCCCAGCCCGGCCUCGCCCUGGUUAUCCUGUCCUCGCCCACCACGCUCAGACUCACCACUUCCAUGACUUCGCUGCACCGCCGCCGUCCGCCUCCGGGCCCAUCUCUUACCCGCCCCGCGGCCCGCUGCUGCACGUGGUGGGCGGGCAGCCCUUCUCGGGGCCUCUGUCCCUGCCACAGGGCUCGGGAUACUGGAGACCCACGCCCCGACGACACCACCACCACCAUCAUACCUUCCCACCGUACCCACUCCUCCCACCUCUGCCGCCACAGCGCCUUCACUUCCACCCCCACGGCCACACCUCUCUGCCACACCUGGGCCUGCGGGAGCCGCCGCCACCACCGCCGCCGGCGGGAAGAUGGGAUGAAGAUCCCUGCUUCCUAAGGCCAAACUCCCCAGACAUGCCAUGUCCCCACAACCCCCGCGCCGCGCCCACCCCGCAGGAGGACGGGACCUGCUUUGUGGUGAUGGGCUCCCGUGAUCCCAAGCACGUGCUUCGCCCCGUGGCCGCCAUGAAUCCCCACGUGCUGCGUCACCAGCAGCAGCAGCAGCAGCAACAACAGCAGCAGCAGGAACAACACCGCAAGGAAGAACAACAGGCACGAGGCCAGCAGUCGUGGCAGCAGCGGCAGCAAGAGGAUGAGGACGGCAUUUACUCUUACGCCGGCGAGGGAAUCUUUUCUCCUGCAGACGUGAUCCGCGCCCAGGCGGCGAUGGACGACUUUAACAGCUACGGCGGCUCCCUGGCCUCAGAGAAUAUCUACGAGGAGAUUCCCGAGAACUGGCGGGGGUCGUGGGCACGGCGCUCCCUGGUGGAAGAGGUGAUGGACGAGUACGAGCGGGUGCGGGCGGGUCACAGGCGGGUGCUGUCCGCCCUCAAUCUGGACGUGGAGACUCUUAUCCGGCCCGGCGGUCAGGAUGGCACCGCAUCACCGGACUCUGGCCUCACCAUUUCCGCUUCAGACUCCUCUUGUGAACCCAACCCCACCGGGUACGACCACUCCCGCACCCGCGGGGACUCGGGCAUUGGUCUGUCCACGAAGGGCAACAACUCCCCGAAAAGCAGCCAGAACUCUGCCGACGGGUCCCCGAAGAACAAGGGACGACUAGUCAAGUGUGAGUCAAUGGACAUUAAGGAAGCAUUCACGCGGCGGCCCUCGGGCGGGCGGGGCCGCGGCCUCAGAGAGAAGAUCGGCAGCGUGCGGGAGAAGAUGGAGAGGCGGUGGAGGUUUCCCAACUUCUCCAAGAAAGGUAAGUGUUGCCUAUGAAACUCAAUUGUCUAUCAGCCUUGUCUUUCAACAUCGUUACUGUGGUGAGCACACAGAGUGAUGCCUCCCCUCCUCCUUGGUGUCCUCGACUGAGCAUUCCGGGUCACGUUGCGGUGCCUCGUGAUGAGUGCCUGCCGCUGGACGUGAAAGGCAGCGUGUGAUCGGCCUUCACCGCCGCAGCUGAGGCGCGAGGAGGCGCCCUAGAUACUGCUGACAGCAUUAAAUCAUCACGGUAUACUGAAUGAGUUGAGUGACGCCGUUAACACGAGGCAAAACUGUGGCUACCUAGAGACAUCAAGCUGCGUAAUGCGAUAAGCCUCUGCCAAUUGUGCCUUAACCUUGACCUGCGUGACAAAGCUUCGCACAAGAGGAAUGCGAGUAAGCACGUAUGAACACUCAGUCUCCCUCGCCACACGUGUUCACAUCCAUCAUUCUCUUUAUUAAUCCCUCAAAUCCUCUUAAGUCUGCUAGGGGCAAAUCGACGCUUGGACGAAAUUAACACAAUUCACUUUCUUACA